This is a messenger RNA of Colletotrichum truncatum, 351 nucleotides long. RefSeq lists its product as uncharacterized. The record is from RefSeq and is a predicted model, not a curated record. Lineage: Eukaryota; Fungi; Ascomycota; Sordariomycetes; Glomerellales; Glomerellaceae.
CAGUACUACUCUGUCCCCUUUUUCAACAAGGAUAAGGGAGACGAGGAGAGCGUCCUCUUUAUCCAGAAGGACUGGCUAGAUAAGCUUAAGGAGAAGAAGACGGCUGGUGAAGACUUCACCUUUGUUGUCGACGAAACUUUCCAGUACGGCCAGGAUAAAGAAAAGACUCAGCGUUGGCUGGUAUUCCACGAUAAGAACAGAACGCCUUACCAGUGGCGAUUCGUUGCAAGUAUUAAACAGAAACUUGGUAGUGUACUUGCUGGUUUUGCUGGCGGAAUCUUUAACAAGUAUCUGCCAAUUGAUAUUGGCAAUAUUGGGGUUUACUUUGGUGACCCACUCCGCAACUUUUGA